AUGAGAAGCGAGAGAUCCCACCAGUCCCUGUCAAGUUUGAUGAGACUUCUAAUCCUUUCGGUUCUGUUGGCUGCGUCUGCUGCGGCUUUUUCCUCCUCCAAUCUUCCAAAACAAAGGAGGGUCCACCAAUCCAUCGCUUUUGACGGACUAAGGGAUACGCCACAGCCUGUGGAAGAACCACUCGACCACGACAAUGUAACAGGGCCGCCCAUGACAAGACGACGACCCUGGAAACUGCUCUCUCGUCUGAGAAAGAGCAUACCAAUAGAACGCAAGCUGGCUUGUUUCGCCAUUGCAGUACUGACGUAUCUGCGAGGGCCUACCCUGUUGGGCAGUGAUCCCAAUGUCGCCCAUGCCGGUGUUCAAGUCAAGUUGUCAGGAGUGAAGGUCGAGGCUACCGUCAAAGAUCUUCCACCGCUCAUUGUCAUCAAGCCAAAACCCGCUCCCAAACCAAUUCCUGCUGCCGCCAAACAGAAAACUGCCGAGAAACCUACAACGAGCGCGAAACCCAAACCCAUAGCCGCAAAACCACCAAGUGCCACCAAACCAACAACCAAGAAACCAGCAGCACCAAAGAGGACUCCCCGUCCAGAAGGAACCUUGACAACCGAGAACAUCCGGAAACAGUUUCUUGACAGCAGUCAAUUCAAAAUUGGGACAGCCGUUGUGGCAGCUGGUAGCGGGAUUUUUGUAGGCUACACUGCCCACCGCCAAAGCAAGGGAGACGAACAUGGCGACACUAAUGGGGAUCAAAGUGGCAGCAGUCAAUCAAGAAUCAUAAGGGAAGAAGAACUACGACGACAAAGGGAAGAAGCAUUCGUCAAGGAAGCAAUGAGAAAGGUGAAAGAAGAACGGGCCAAGCUGGAAACAGAAGCCAACAACAAGAAAUCCUCCAAUCCACUGAAAGAGACCGUGGCAAGAAUACAGGAAACCUUGGCUGCCAAACGGCUCGGGUAUCUAGAGAAGCUACCGGUCAAUUAUCAAGAAGGUACAGAAAACAGAGCGGAUUUUUUGUCUACCAGUGCGUUUUUCGCUCGUGACUAA
Seminavis robusta is the source of this 1044-nucleotide messenger RNA. The record is from the annotation of a GenBank genome assembly. NCBI's taxonomy places the organism in Eukaryota, Bacillariophyta, Bacillariophyceae, Naviculales, Naviculaceae.